Messenger RNA from Biomphalaria glabrata, 3255 nucleotides. RefSeq lists its product as uncharacterized. Lineage: Eukaryota; Metazoa; Mollusca; Gastropoda; Planorbidae. Bases 426 to 1520 code for a protein of 364 amino acids. The record is from RefSeq and is a predicted model, not a curated record. The transcript is spliced from 8 exons.
GUCAAGUCAAACAUUUCGAGUUUAAAUGUCAUCACUAACAUCAAUGUCAAAUUUACCCUCUUAGCUACACGAUCUAUUUUUUUUAGCCAUUGGAAUAACUAGAACUGGGUUGGGUUUCUUAAAAGUAUCGAAUGCUUUGAUUUAUCGAUACUCUAAAUAAUCGAUAUUUCCUGCCCUAUCUCUACGUCACUUGUCCCUUAAGCUUACCAAGAAACUAAAGCCCGGAUCUCAUGACCUGGACGUCUGCUAUUGUUGGUUUACAACAACAAAAAAUUUAAACCUUUUGUAUUCAAACUAGGGUUUGAAAUUUACAAACAGCAGUUUUUAAUAAAUAUUAAGAUAUUUUUUUAGGUGACAUUUAUUUAAUUGCAAAUUCUAACCACAGCCAAAGUAAACAAACAAGUUUAUAACACAUACAUUCUUCUAUGGAUUAUUUAAACAGAUCAAUAGUUCUAGCUACAGUUUUAGCUGUUUAUUUCCUGUGUCCUUCACAUCAACAAACUGCAGCCCCUAAUAACAAGUGCAUUGAGGACUUUACCAACGCUCUCUUUGGUUGCGUGAAAGACUCUGGAAUCAGUACCGGAAAUUUUCUGUGGUUUACUACAAACGGGACAAGCGCCAAAUCGGAGGCACCCGCGAAUGCAGACGCCUUCAAGACACAGAUUUGCGGCGUUCAGCAAGCUAUGGGCGCAUGCGCAUUGCAAAAGGUUGGUGCAGUAGUGAACACUACGUCAUGUAUUGGCACCUCCGCAAGUACUAGUCAGGUGGAGACAAUCACAAAGCAGCUGACCAAUCUCUUUGGUACUUACGACGUAAAAUGCAUGCAUCCUUGUAGGAACACUUUAAUACCAGAUCUUCAGCAGUGCUACACCAGCAACGGCGUGGAUUCAAAACUCUUCGCUUCUAACUCUUCUUCGGGGGCGGCCAUAGGAACGAACGAGGGUGAGACCUCCAAAUUCUGCGGCGUCAGAGAAAAACUUAUUGCCUGCAUGAAAGAGAAAUCUGACGCUUGUCCAGAAGGUCCUCGAAUCCUGGCAGUACUUGGCUUGAACUACACCGUGUUCAGCAAGAUGACCGAGAUGUUAUGUGGCAAUGUUCAGUCUUACCUGAGUGGUUUGUCUUGCUUCGCUGAGACUACAAAUGAUGUCCAGGUGUGUCAACAGAAACAGGCCCAGUCUAUGACGCAGCUCAACGUUCAGGCCACUCAAGGCAACUGGACAGAAGAUAGGUUCUUCUCUUCUUAUUGCGAAAUCGGCAUAGAACAAAUCGGAUGUGACAUCACUGCCUGGUCCAAGAAGAACCACGAAGCAUGUGUCCCACAAGUCAUUGCACUUAGGAAGAAGCUGGAGUGCGAAUUCUUGCCUCAGCAAUGUAAAACUAACACAAAGCUGAUGGAGAGAUCAGACAACGUGUGUAACCCAACCAAACUUGGGAGCAGCGCCCUCUCUUCUGGAAAAGGAAACUGCCAAGCCUUUCUUUUGCUUAUAAUCCUAGCCUUAUCUUUGGUUAUCUCCAUGUAAUUUAAUUAAUAAUAAUUGCAAUUCAAUAAUUUAAAAGGAAAUUGUACAUUUUUAUAUUAUUAAUGGUUUUUUUUGCUACACAGGUAUGUUUUGUUGAGAUACUGUGGUAAGAUUGCCAGACUCACUCUUGUGUUUCUAAUGUGUUUAAGGUUUGCAGUUACAAACCAAGGUUUUCCUACUGAUAUCAUUUUAUGGACAGCUUUUUAUCAACGUAUGGCGAUAUAUGAGCUUGAUACAGAUUGAGCAUAUUUCGCAAUGUAGGAUCAAAUCGAUGACAAUAUGACGACAUUGAUUUUGGGAUUUCCAAUCAAUGAAACUGAUUAGCAUGCAUGAAUGGUAAGGGUGUCAUGUCUGCAUACAACGAACGAUAAUGAAAACUCUAAAGACAAUGAAUACUUUUUUAAGCUUCAUGUACGAGCGACUAGUUAGUAUAUGUAUUCAUUUUAAUCUCUCAAAAUCAGUUGGGCUGAGAUAAUUUUUCUGAAGACAAAAAUAGAAUAUGCAUAACAUCUUUUAUUUGCUUUAAUGUGGCUGUCAGUUUUACAUUGGUAUAAAUAAGCAGCAUGCAUAUCUGUAGCAGUUGUAGUAACAAUAGGUCACUGCUACAUUGCGGAAUUCCACGAGAAAAUGUCUGACAAAAAUAUCUGUCACUGAAGAGACCAACUACAACACUGCACAAUGAGAAUUGUCUAUAAAAAAUGUAUGUGUGUGUGUCUGUAAUGUUUAAUGUGUUUGUACUAUUGUUUUAACGCAUUACUUUAACUUUAGUUCAAUUCUGCACUGCAUUGUUUUCAUAAUAUAUAAUCUUCAACGGACAGCAGGAAAUCCGCCUGUUCUAUACAUCAUAAUUCUCUCAUUGUAUUAUUUUAUGUGUUUUAUGCUUUGAUUUUGAAGUAAUAUUCAUCGAUCUUCCUUUAUUUAAUUUUUUUUUACAAUACCUCUAUUGUAAUACCUCCAGAACUUCAUGGAACCAUCUGGAACCUGCACGGGCGUUGAUCUCAAAAAACGGCUCUUACGAUUAUCCUAGAAAUUAAACAAUUGGUGUAUAUCGCUGAAAAAAAAAGUUGACCACACGUAGAAACUGUUAAUUUGAUCGUUUUUCAAAGUAAAGAAUAAAUAAAUGUAAAUUUGGCUUGAAAACUAGACUUAGAUCUAUAGCCAACAUCGGUUUUGAAAGGACUGUCGCGUUCUUGUAAGCAUUAUCGCCUUCGGGAAUUUCCGAAAAUGGGGUGUUAUUGAUUCAUGAGUUAUCUACAUUAAUGUUAUAAAGAAAAUUUUGCGCAUCGUCUUCUAAGUCUAGAUUUAAAAACGUAUCAUUGGAAUUAACUAAUUUAAAAAAAACAUUGCCUAGUCAGCUUAGGUGUACGAUUGCGGAGUUGUUUAUUAAAUUUAAAGAUGCUAUAAGUUUGUUGAUAGAUUACCUAAGCUUUGCUUUUACUUUUACGUAAAUCUACUUUAGAUUACGUCUUUAUUUUAGAUCUUAAGAGUUCUACGUGUAAUGAAGGUACCUUUAAAUAAUUCGUUUCUUAUACAAUUCCCGCUGGCCGAAUCGGUAACGUUGUUCAGGCAGAGCUGACGAUGUCAUACUCACGGUUCGAUUUUUUUUUAAUCUUCAAAUACUAUUUCAAUACUAUUUUAACUUGUAUAAUGGAGGUAUUGUCUUUUAAAAAAAUGUAUUUUCUUGUUUUAAUUUAUUUUAUUGAUUAUUUUCUUUAUAAAUAAUAACGGAGUGUCA